This is a messenger RNA of Emiliania huxleyi CCMP1516, 213 nucleotides long. RefSeq lists its product as hypothetical. The transcript has a single exon. Lineage: Eukaryota; Haptophyta; Isochrysidales; Noelaerhabdaceae. The record is from RefSeq and is a predicted model, not a curated record. The annotation marks the transcript as partial.
CCCCACACUCCCCGAACCCAGUCACCCUGCCCCCACAGCACCCGAAUCCAGGCCCGCUUCCCGCACGCCCCACACUCCCCGAACCCAGUCACCCUACCCCCACAGCACCCGAAUCCAGGUUUGCUUCCCGCACACCCCACACUCCCCGAACCCAGUCACCCUACCCCCACAGCACCCGAAUCCAGGCCCGCUUCCCGCACGCCCCACACUCCC